CUGACUCUCAAUCCGCCAUUUUAUACAACGCGGCAGUAACUGUUUUUGUUUUACAGUGCUGUGUAAAAUAAUAAAAAAAAGCAACGCUUUCAUUUAAGUUUGUUUUAUUUAGUAGAUUGUCGCAAAAAUGGAAGCUGAAGGGCAGUCCGAUUUCAGCAUGGAAGAAUUUCCAGAAGGAUCCAAGAUUAACGCCAGCAAAAAUCUGGAGGACGAUGGGAAAAUGUUUAUUGGAGGGCUGAGCUGGGACACAAGCAAGAAAGAUCUUACAGAUUACCUGUCAAGGUUUGGAGAGGUGUUGGAUUGUACAAUUAAGACAGACCCCAUUACAGGAAGAUCUAGAGGUUUUGGCUUUGCCCUCUUCAAAGAUGCUGACAGUGUGGACAGGGUGCUUGAGCUGAAAGAACACAAACUGGAUGGAAAGCUUAUUGAUCCUAAAAGAGCCAAAGCAAUGAAGGGUAAAGAGCCACCAAAAAAAGUGUUUGUUGGAGGCUUGAGCCCGGAUACAUCAGAAGAUCAAAUCAGAGAAUAUUUUGGAAAAUUUGGAGAUAUUGAAAGCAUUGAACUUCCCAUGGACACCAAAACGAAUGAGAGGAGGGGGUUUUGCUUUGUCACAUAUGCUGAAGAAGAACCAGUACAAAAACUGCUGGAGAGUAGAUACCAUCUUGUUGGAUCCGGCAAGUGUGAGAUAAAGGUGGCCCAGCCCAAAGAAGUAUACAGGCAGCAGCAACAGAGGGGCGGAAGAGGGGGCUCAAGAGGACGUGGUAGAGGAGGUCAAAAUCAAAACUACAACCAUGGUUAUAACAAUUACUAUGGUCAAGGUUAUGGAAGUUACGGCAAUGGAUACAGUCAAGGGUACAAUGGCUACAGUGGCUAUGAUUACUCUGGGUAUAACUAUGGGUAUGGACAGGAAUACGACGACUACAAUGUAGGUCAACAAAGCAGCUAUGGCAAAGCUUUGAGGGGAGGAGCCAAUCACCAGAACAACUAUCAGCCUUACUAAACUGAAACCACACAGUUCUUGGAAUUUCGCGGGAACUUCAUUGCAGGCCGUGUGUCACCUUGACCACGUCAUUCUCUGGGAGUCGCACAUAGCGGGCAGAGAGCAAGGCAUGCACAAGAAAACGCUGUCCUGUGGUAUGGUCUCUUCCAACUUCCUGUACCAGCGUAAAGAUUAAAAAUGGAAACUUCAGACUUGUGUUAACGUUUUUUGUUUUUAUAAAUGUUUUUUUACAGGAGUCUUUUUAAUUUUUGUUUUUUUAAACAAAAAAAUCUUAAAUGACUUAACUUCUUAAUUGUAUUCUCCUUUUAUUUUAGUGUCAUUUUUGUAUUUCAGUUCUGGACCUUCAGUGAUUUUAAAAAUAUGUAAAUGCUUAAACUUUAAUGCUUGCUUUUUCUUCAUAGCUAAUAAAGAAACCUUCAAAUGAUAAACAAGAUCAAGAUUUUUUUUUAAAUAUAGGUGUUAAAGAUCAUGUGUAAACAGGCUUUUUUUCCCCAGGAACAACAAAUAAACCUUUUUAAAGGUGCACUAUCAAUGAAUAAAAUGCCAAACAAGUUGGUUGUACUCUAUAAUAUGUAAUGAGGGGGAGGGAGGGGUUUGAACUAAUGGCAGGAAUGGGUUAACAAAUUGUGCUCCACAGUAAGUGAUCACACCUGUAAAAUUUGAAUUAGUAUAACAAAUAUGGGGCUGGCUGUAUCAUUUUAAAACAAAUCUGCAUGUUGUACAGAUGAUCUUUAAAAAAAACCUUUUUAAUAGCUUAAAGUUGACAGCACAAGAAGUUAAUCAGUGCAACUUGGGCGUUUUCUAAUUUCCAUGUAAUGUUUGGUAUAAACGGUUAACACAUG
Polyodon spathula (Mississippi paddlefish) is the source of this 1842-nucleotide messenger RNA. RefSeq names its product heterogeneous nuclear ribonucleoprotein D-like. Lineage: Eukaryota; Metazoa; Chordata; Actinopteri; Acipenseriformes; Polyodontidae. Bases 128 to 1000 code for a protein of 290 amino acids. The transcript has 8 exons. Gene Ontology annotation, cellular component: nucleoplasm. The record is from RefSeq and is a predicted model, not a curated record. Gene Ontology annotation, molecular function: poly(A) binding; poly(G) binding. Gene Ontology annotation, biological process: regulation of gene expression.